CGCUACUAUUCUUGUAAUUCCUUACUUUGCCCUUUUGCAUUUACAAGUUCUUUUUAAGUUUUAGUUUAAAAGUUUUAUUUUUUAUUUUUCUCAAUUAACCCUGCUAAUCAGAAAUUCUGUCUCGCUCUCUCCUCCAUUAUUUCAUUUUCUUCUCACCAUUUUUCUUUUCCGAGAGGUUUAGAUGCGUUGAUAAGGUGAAAAAGAGAAAGAGGGCUGGAUUUGGGAGAUCCGAUCGUAGAAAUUUGGUGUUAUUUGAAAGAAAGAUAGUUCAAUUGGUAAAUUAAUUGAAAAAUGGAGUCGUCGAAUCAAGCGGAGUUCGAUUACUUGUUCAAGUUGCUGAUGAUAGGAGAUUCAGGAGUUGGAAAGAGUAGUCUUCUUUUAAGUUUCACUUCCGAUUCCUUUGAGGAACUCUCUCCCACUAUUGGUGUUGAUUUUAAAGUGAAAUAUGUAAAUGCCGGGGAUAAAAAGCUGAAGCUUGCAAUUUGGGAUACAGCUGGGCAGGAACGGUUCAGAACAUUGACAAGUUCUUACUACAGAGGCGCACAAGGGGUCAUUAUGGUUUAUGAUGUAACACGGAGGGAGACAUUUACUAAUCUUUCUGAAGUCUGGGCCAAGGAAAUUGAACUCUACUCAACAAAUCAAGACUGCAUCAAGAUGCUUGUUGGGAACAAAGUUGACAAGGAAAGUGAGAGGGUUGUAACAAAGAAAGAGGGAAUAAACUUUGCUAGAGAGUAUGGUUGCCUUUUCAUCGAAUGUAGUGCUAAAACACGCGUUAAUGUACAGCAGUGCUUCGACGAGCUUGUUCUGAAGAUCCUAGAUACUCCGAGCCUUUUGGCUGAGGGUUCCAAAGGUGGGAAAAAGAACAUCUUUAAACAAAAGCCACCACAACUCGAUGCAUCGGCAAGCGGCUGUUGCUAAUACCAAAUCUCAAGCGCGGUGAUUCUUACCCACUUCUGACCAUUAUUUACAGUAUGGUUUUUCAAUUUCAUAUGGAACUCAAUUUUUAUGUAGUAUAUAGCAUUGUUGCUAAUCCCGUUUAUUUCUCGAAGUCAUAUUGUGUAGAAUUCCACGUUGUAUUUGAUAAUUUGGCUGGCUUGGAACAAUUGGAUUUAGGAUUAAAUGGCCAUUCAGUUAUUGGUGAUGUUCUACUCUGGUCAUUCAACUACAAAAAAAUAAAGACUAUAAAUAAUCAUUUACGUUGUGAA
Gossypium arboreum is the source of this 1205-nucleotide messenger RNA. Its product is annotated as ras-related protein RABC1-like. The record is from RefSeq and is a predicted model, not a curated record. NCBI's taxonomy places the organism in Eukaryota, Viridiplantae, Streptophyta, Magnoliopsida, Malvales, Malvaceae. Bases 292 to 918 code for a protein of 208 amino acids. The transcript has 7 exons. Gene Ontology annotation, molecular function: GTP binding; GTPase activity.